AUGGCCCCCACCCUUCCGCAGGCUGCCCUGGCUCAAGAUGACUCGCUGAAGUAUCGGAGGUCGGCGUCCCCGACGAAGUCGGGACGGGCUGAGAAGAGCCCGAGGAGCUUCGGCGAGAAGGUCCAGACGGCGGUGCGCCUGCGGCCCUUCCUGAACUUGGAGUUGGCCAAGAUCGCUCAAUGGGAGCGGCGCAGCGAACACUCGAGCUACAGCUGUGUGGAGAUGAAGCCUGAUGGUCAUGUGACACUUCACGAUCCUGAGAAGCCUAAUCAACCUGGGCGGGACUUCGAGUGCACCUUUGCCUUCGACUCAAGUCAACCACAAUCAUCCCAGUACGCCGACCAAAGUACCAUUUUCGAGGGCGUCGGUGCUGACAUGGUGAUGCACGGAACGACAGGUUACAACUGCUGCCUGGUGGCCUAUGGUCAGACGGGCACAGGGAAGACGCAUACCGUCCACGGCGACUGGCAAAGCCACGAGCAUCGUGGACUACUGCCGCGCAUCGCCGAAGGCCUGUUUGCCCGCCUGGGGAAGUUGGCCGAAGGUGACACAUGGCGAGUGCGCAUUUCAUAUGUCGAGGUCUAUAAGGACCGCUUGAGGGACUUGCUCUCGGGCACCCGCAUGGAGUAUGAGAGCUCUCCCCGCUCGACCAAAGGAGCCUUGGGAGGGAAAGGCUUAGAAGUCCGGGCACAUCCGGAGAUUGGAGUCUUUGUGGAGAAUCUCCAGGAGCUGCCAGUGGAAAGCUUCCGAGACGUCGCGCGGCACGUCGCCCGAGGCGGAUCUGGCACAGUUUCUGACGCUCGCGAGUACCACCAUGAAUAA
Durusdinium trenchii is the source of this 822-nucleotide messenger RNA. The record is from the annotation of a GenBank genome assembly. NCBI's taxonomy places the organism in Eukaryota, Dinophyceae, Suessiales, Symbiodiniaceae.